CUAGUCCCGCCAGAGUGUGAGGCGCCUGCCGGUAACGGUCGCCCGGGUGAGGGGCGGGAGGGAGAGGAAAGGCUUUAAAUGUUCUGUUUUGAAACAGCGAGACCCAGACGCGUCGGCGACCAGGUGUCGCCGCUUCCUGCUGCCGGGGGCUCGGCGUCUAGGUUCCCUCUCCACGCCCCCUCCCUUCCCGGCCCUCUCCUCGGGAGCUGAGCGACGCUUGGGAGGAGGCUGCGGCUGACCCGGCGGCCGCUGCAGCCCGGAGGUGGCGGAGGCGGGGGCACAAAGCCGGCUGCGCUGCGAGAGAACAAGACUUGAAACAUGAGUUCAGACACCAGCCAAUCUGUGAUCACUACUCCUCCCCUCCCCAGCAUGCCUCACAAAGAGAGGUAUUUUGACCGAAUCAAUGAAAGUGAUCCAGAAUACCUUCGAGAGAGGAACAUGUCUCCUGAUCUACGGCAAGACUUCAAUAUGAUGGAGCAGAGGAAGCGAGUUACUCAAAUCCUACAGAGUCCUGCCUUUCGGGAAGACUUGGAAUGCCUCAUCCAAGAACAGAUGAAGAAAGGCCACAACCCAACUGGUUUACUAGCCUUACAACAGAUUGCCGAUUACAUCAUGGCCCACUCUUUCUCAGGCUUUUCUUCACCUCCCCUGAGUCUUGGCAUGGUCACACCUAUUAAUGACCUUCCUGGUGCAGAUACAUCCUCAUACGUGAAGGGAGAAAAGCUUACACGUUGCAAACUGGCCAGCCUGUACAGACUUACAGAUUUAUUUGGAUGGGCACACCUGGCAAAUACAUACAUCUCAGUGCGAAUAAGUAAGGAGCAAGACCAUAUUAUAAUAAUUCCCAGAGGCCUCUCUUUUUCUGAAGCUACAGCCUCCACUUUGGUAAAAGUCAAUAUAAUAGGAGAAGUGGUUGACCAGGGAAGUACCAAUUUGAAAAUCGACCAUACAGGAUUCAGUCCGCAUGCUGCAAUCUAUUCAACACGUCCUGAUGUGAAAUGUGUGAUACACAUUCAUACCCUUGCUACUGCAGCUGUGUCCUCCAUGAAGUGUGGGAUCCUUCCAAUUUCCCAAGAGUCUCUUAUCCUGGGAGAUGUAGCCUAUUAUGACUACCAGGGGUCACUUGAUGAAGAGGAAGAAAGAAUUGAACUUCAGAAAGUUCUGGGUCCAAGCUGUAAGGUGCUGGUGCUCAGGAACCAUGGCGUGGUGGCACUUGGCGAGACACUUGAGGAGGCUUUCCAUUAUAUUUUUAAUGUGCAGAUGGCCUGUGAGAUUCAGGUGCGGGCGAUAGCAGGGGCAGGGGGAGUAGACAAUCUGCUCAUACUGGAUCUUCAGAAGUAUAAAGCUUUCACCCAUGGUGUAGCUACGUCUGGAGGAGGCGGAGUAAAUAUGGGUUCCCAUCAGAAAUGGAAGGUUGGCGAGAUUGAAUUUGAAGGGCUGAUGAGGACCCUGGAUAAUUUGGGCUACCGAACAGGCUAUGCAUACAGGCAUCCUCUCAUUCGAGAGAAGCCUCGGCACAAGAGUGAUGUGGAAAUCCCAGCAACUGUGACUGCUUUCUCCUUUGAGGAUGAUACUGUGCCUCUCUCCCCUCUCAAGUACAUGGCACAGAGACAGCAGCGUGAAAAAACAAGAUGGCUGAACUCUCCAAACACUUACAUGAAAGUCAACGUGCCUGAGGAGUCUCGGAACGGGGAAACUAGUCCCAGGACCAAAAUCACAUGGAUGAAAGCAGAGGACUCCUCUAAAGUUAGUAGUGGAACACCUAUCAAAAUUGAAGAUCCCAAUCAGUUUGUUCCUUUAAACACGAACCCAACUGAGGUGCUAGAAAAGAGAAAUAAGAUUCGGGAACAGAAUCGAUAUGAUCUGAAAACAGCAGGACCACAGUCUCAACUGCUCGCAGGAAUUGUUGUGGACAAGCCACCUUCUACCAUGCAAUUCGAAGAUGACGAUCAGGGCCCACCAGCUCCUCCUAACCCAUUCAGUCAUCUCACGGAAGGAGAACUUGAAGAAUAUACGAAGACAAUCGAAAGAAAGCAACGAGGCCUGGACGACGCUGAGCAGGACUCACUCUCAGAUGACGCUGCAUCUGUUUCACAAAUUCAGUCUCAAACUCAAUCACCGCAAAAUGUCCCUGAAAAAUUAGAAGAAAACCACGAGCUAUUUUCCAAGAGCUUCACCUCCAUGGAUGUGCCUGUCAUGAUUGUGAAUGGCAAGGAUGAGAUGCAUGAUGUUGAAGAUGAGCUUGCUCAGCGCGUCAGUAGGUUAACUACGAGCAUGACCAUAGAGAACAUCGAGAUCACCAUUAAGUCUCCAGAAAGGACUGAAGAGGUCCUGUCACCUGAUGGCUCACCCUCAAAGUCACCAUCCAAGAAAAAGAAGAAGUUCCGCACGCCUUCUUUUCUCAAAAAGAGCAAAAAAAAGGAAAAAGUUGAGGCAUAAGUAGUCUUUUUGUAAUUUGUAUAUUACAAUGUGACAUUGCACAAUUAAAUACCACAUUUUAGUUCAUUGUUAAUAUACAGUGGUAGAUUGGAUUGGGGGUAUAUAGCAAACUGGACUUUAAAAACUGGAAAGAAGUUUUACUAAAAGAAAAACAUUAUGGAAAACUUUUAAAUUCAUCUCUUUUUAUAUGUCCAAAAAUGGCUUUGAACUUUUAAACAGUUGCUAGUUUUACUUAGCACUACCCUCACGAAGUAUUAUUGUUGUUAAUCACUAACAGACACCUGUCUGUUACUUCAGGCCUUCUCCACCAUUUCUGCUGGAAAGAAAUUGCCAGUGAACAAGUGAGAAUUUUGCCUUCUCAACAGCUGCCUCACUUGCUAAUCAGACUGUGAUUUUGUCAUGGUUAUUGACUGUGUCUUUUGGGUCCCCAUUGUUACAAUGGGCAUUAAUGGAAUGCUUUCAAAGCUUCUACAAUAAGAAUCUGUAGCAUUAGUAUACACUGGCACAUAAUUUUUUUAGAUGUUUUAAGAAAAGAUUUGUUUGGAAUUUUACUCAUUGUAUGAAAUUCCCUCACCUGAAGUAACUAUUUGCCAAAAAAGUCAUUUUAAUAAACUAUAAUUUUUGAAGAACUUCCUUUUUUAUUAGUUUAGAAAGCCCCUUAUUUUUCAUAGAGGGGAUUUUGUAUACAUAACAUGAGUUAUUUAGUUUAACUCUGGCAAAAACAAUUUUUGUAUGUUGAAACAUUUGUAUCCCUUCAGUAUAAGGUGUCAUGUGCAUCUACCAAUCAGUUGGCAGUAGAGCAUCCCUCAGGCUGCUUGAUACCCAGUGUAGUUCAAGAGUCCAGGGACAUGGCAUCCAAAGGUCAUAGAAAGGUCUAGAUUCCUAUUUGAACCGUAUAAUGUAUUUUUCUCUUAGUAUUGCUGACGGCUGAAGAGUAUCUCCUAAGGAACCAAAUGAAAAGGUUGAAAGGGAAAGGGGAAGUAAGGGAAAGGAUGGGAAGGAAGAGUCUACUUUGAUGAUGACGUAUAUCCACAGUGAAAUACAUAGUUUGGUUUAUUGAAAAUCAGUCCCAAAUUUCUAAAAUUCUCUUUCUCUACCAAAAUCAGUUUUGGUUGGUAUUUGAGUUAUAAAGAGAUUAAAACGUACGUACUUUUAGAGGACAGCACUAGAACCAAUCAGCAGGUCUAAUCCCACCAGCAAGAAAACUACCACUUCUUGAUUUUUGCAAACUUAAAAAUUCUUUUAACUUUCUACUGUAAAUACAAAUUUAAACCUAGGUUUAAUAUAGUUUUCUCCAUUUUCCCAAGUGAUGUCACAGAUCAAUGUAAAUGGAUGUUCCAAACUACUCAGUGAGUACACAUAAUAAAGGCGUCCUGGGGGGCGAGUUGGCAUGCGGAAGUUACAUUGACCACAGUGUUCUCUGGGCCAGUUCUGUCUGACUGUGUGCUGAUGCAAACUUGAAACAGAGCCUGCAAAUGUCAUUUUAGAUCUCACUAACUACUGGAGUCUGUUCAUCUCGUAGUGGAAACUCUGAGUUGCUGAACUAUGUAUCUGAGGACUGUUUUAUGUUCUACACCAUUUUUGUUGUAUUACAACAUAUGUAGACACAGUAACCUGUGAACUAUCCUUUUCCAUAACUUUUAAAGAAUAUAUAUAUCUAAAUGAAUGCAAUGUGCAUAAAUAUUUUUUAAACACAACAGUAAACUAUUGCACCUUUUGCUAAUGCUUCUAUUUACUUGCUUUGGCAUAAUGAAUGAGCCAGUGAACUCAGUGUCCUGUGGAGAAAUGUGUAAAAGUUAUCUGAUAUUGCUCUUAGAUGUUAUGCUAAUUAAUGUUAAAUCACAAAUAAACAGUAUUUUAAAUAUA
Molecule: messenger RNA, 4305 nt
Organism: Peromyscus maniculatus bairdii (prairie deer mouse)
Lineage: Eukaryota; Metazoa; Chordata; Mammalia; Rodentia; Cricetidae
Gene: Add3
Product: adducin 3
Biological process (GO): barbed-end actin filament capping
Cellular component (GO): cytoskeleton; postsynaptic density; plasma membrane
Molecular function (GO): actin filament binding
Source: RefSeq, a predicted model, not a curated record